Molecule: messenger RNA, 1043 nt
Organism: Cuscuta campestris
Lineage: Eukaryota; Viridiplantae; Streptophyta; Magnoliopsida; Solanales; Convolvulaceae
Source: the annotation of a GenBank genome assembly
CGUGGAAAACCUGCCCAAAAAAAAAAAAAAGCCAACGUCCGUUUCUCCUACAUUUCCGUUUCAAAAUUCCACAAAAUAAAGCCGCACCGUGGAAUGGUUUACCAGAUCUCUACGCAUCUUUCUUUCUCCCCCCAUCCGCCUUUUCAUCUUUGAUUGAAAAAGAUGGGGCUGUCAUUCACCAAGCUCUUCAGUCGCCUUUUUGCUAAGAAAGAGAUGCGCAUUCUUAUGGUCGGUCUUGAUGCGGCUGGUAAAACCACAAUCCUGUACAAGCUCAAAUUGGGUGAAAUUGUCACCACUAUUCCCACCAUUGGGUUCAAUGUGGAAACUGUUGAGUACAAGAACAUCAGCUUUACUGUAUGGGAUGUGGGAGGUCAGGACAAGAUUCGACCGUUGUGGAGGCACUACUUCCAAAACACUCAGGGUCUUAUCUUUGUGGUUGACAGCAAUGAUCGAGAUCGUGUUGUUGAAGCAAGGGAUGAGCUUCAUAGGAUGUUGAAUGAGGAUGAAUUAAGAGAUGCUGUGCUGCUUGUGUUUGCUAACAAACAAGAUCUUCCAAAUGCAAUGAAUGCUGCUGAAAUCACAGACAAGCUUGGCCUUCAUUCUCUUCGACAGCGUCACUGGUAUAUUCAAAGCACAUGUGCAACAUCAGGGGAAGGACUAUAUGAGGGAUUAGACUGGCUUUCAAACAACAUAGCAAACAAGGGUUAGUGCAACAUGGAAGAGCUUUGGUUACUUCGGUAUGAUUGCAUCAGUUUAAUCUUUGACCAUCGGUGUGGAACACCUUUAUCUCCUUCAGUUGUAGGGUUUGGUGUUUUGGUUUUUGUGUUGAGAUAUUGCGGCGAGAGUUCAGUUUCUCGCAUUCAUAAAUAACCCUUUACUUGCUUUUUUACGGUAUUUUGUAUGAAAUAACACCCCGUUGCAGUCCAUUAAAUUUGGUUUUGUGAAGUCUGGCAUCUCGUGAUUUUUGUACAUGCAAUUGAUUUAGUGCAGUUUUGUUGUGGAAAUGAUUGUUUUGGAUCUCCCAAAAAAUAGGCUUGUUUGGU